UACAGUGUUGUGCCGUGUGCUGCAGGCAAUCUGUGGUCGGAGGUGUGAGAGAGAGAGAGAAAAAAAAAUAGAGAAAGUGUGGCGCAGUGCAGCGGCUUCUGAUGGAUACAGUGUCAAAAAAUCUGUAGCGAGGUGGAGGAGUGUUUACUUGCAAACUCGUGCAAGUGAAGGGAGGAAGGAGGGAAGGAAGAUAGGAAGAUGUGUGGUGUGUGGAUGGCGUGUGCUGAGCUGGUCCUGCUGUGGUGCCUGGGUUUAGUUUGGGCGCAAAAUGAAAACCCAGUGGUGUUUACUUUGGGAAUGUUCCAGAAUGUGAGCAUACCAGUGAAUGGAAGUGUGGAAGUGAACGUGUCCCAAAUCCCAGCUGAUGUGGCCUUCGUCACGUUGCAGUUUCACACUCAGCACACCAAUGCCACCGUCUCGUACACAAGCGUACUAGCGUAUGGUUCUUCAGUGACCACAGUUGAUUCCGGGCUACUGUUUCCUCUUUCGCCAGCUCAGUCGACAAUCUCGUGCUUCCUGCUGGCUCCGAGCAGUGACUCAGUUGCUGGAAUAGGAGUUAUACUGCCCUACUCAAGCACUGACCCUGUCCCUGGAGCCUGCAAUCUGGAGUACCCAGUGGAGAUCGACCCAAACAUCUACUUGCUCUAUAACCUUUACGAGACCACCAUUCGCUUUGCUCCUGCUAACAUCGGAAGUGCGAGAGGAGCCUCUCCCCCGGCGUGUGAUGUGGAAACGGAUUUAAAUAAUCGGUGGCGUUUAGAGUAUGACGUGUACCAGUUCUUCCUUCCUGAGAACGACCUCUCGGAGCAGAGUCUCAUCAGUGGCAUCAAGACGGUUGCCUGGGUGACAAACAUGGUGGAAAAUGGUAGGAAGGUGAUGACAUUAUCCUCUCAAGAUAAAACUGCGGUGUCCUUUAACUCCAUCCCGGGACAGGGUGUAAUCUUCUCCAUCGUCGUGAGAGACCCCGUCUACAACAGCUCCGCUUCAUACGUGCCCGUGCACACCUACGCCUGCAGCUUCACGUCCACGUUAGACAGCUGCAACACGCUAGGGAGAAUUUCCACCAAGGUAUUUUUCACCAUUACAGGACUUGCGGGACUUUUUGUAUGUUUCUUAGGGCAUCGUUUUUUCAAAUGUGAGCUCUUCUGUUUGGGCUUUGGCUUUGGAGCCUUUUUCUUCUUUGUGCUGAUCACGAGAACCACCACAUUGGAUUAUGACAUCCGAUUGGCUCUGACGGCUCUAAUAGGCGUUGUAGGUGGGGUGGUCCUGGUGAUGACUUGGUGGCGGUUCGGCUCGGUGAUGGCCUGCGUUGGCGUUGCUGGCCUCAUUCUCGGCUUUCUCAUCUCCUCCAUCAUCUUUUUCACGCCACUUGGUGACCUCCCUGUGUUUCGUCACGGUAAUGUGUUCUGGGUGACGUUUAGCUGCAUUGUGCUGGUCGUGCCUCUGUUCUUCAUCAGAUGGCCAAGAGAGGGUAAUAUAUUAACAUGCGGGGUGGUGGGAGCAUACAUGGUAGUGCUGGCUGUGAACUCCUACACCUACACCAGCCUGUCCUACAUCACGCUGGACGUCCUCAAACGCUUCCUCAAUGACGACUUCAGCAGAGCUUUCAUAUCCGUACCGCUGCAGAACAUCGACUUCAUCCUGAUCAGCGUGUGGGCGAUCCUGGCGGUGCUGGGCAUCGCGCUGCAGCUGUACAGAGAGCGCUCGCGGCCGUUCUUCCCUCCAAGCCCAUACAUUCUGUGGCGCCAGGAGCGUGAACGCCGCAAGACUAACGUGUUAGACCCGAGCCACCACACGCCAUCUCUGCCCGCCCGCCUGCUCGCCCGCGUCCGCCAGCUCACUCGCCAUCAAGAGCCUGCUGGAGAGCGUACUCCCCUGCUCCUCUGACCAGUGUGACUCCGUCCUGCUGCGAUUAUUCACAGUGGGGGGUGGCUUUACAGAUACAGAAUAGGACACAGACUCAGGGCCCACUGUAUGUGAUUUAUUUACACACUUUACCAACUCCUCAGACUUUUCAGCUACAGAUUAUAGAUCUCUAGCAGGUGAUGACAGUAUGAUUUUUGGUUAACAGCUCUUGAAUGUAGACAGUGAUCUUGAUCAUAUGAUGUGAUUUAAGUUACUUAAAGACUCGUUUAUAACGUGGUAAAUACAGGACUGAUCUGACCCUAAACGAAGGUCUUCGGUCAUCUGAAUGAACUGAUACGAGAUCUCGAUCAUAACCCAGAGCUGACCAUUUUAAGUCCGAUUGAAAUGUGAGUUGGAGUUAAAUUUUUUUUUUUUUUUAAGCCUGUCUUUCACAUUCAUUAUAAAUGAUUCCCUAAAGACCUUAAUAUGACGACAAGCUUGAGCAAUUUUUAAAACUUUGUUUACAUAUAAAGUCAAAGUGCAACGUUUAAGUAUUUUAAAGCAUUGGGUGACUUAACCAAAAGCAAAAAUCUCACUGAGAAGACGAAAGAGGAACCAUCACUUUAUUUCAUGCACUCUGUUCAGAGAUAUGAAUGCUGCCAGGCUUUUAGGAAAUCAAGUUUAAGACUACUGAAUUUCAGGGGGGGAAAAGCCUGAGCAAGCCAAAUUCAAGGAAGAUGAAAACGUCCAAUUUCCUUUAAAAAAAAAAGUAACCCCAAACCUCUGCAGACCAACUUUUCUUCAUGACUCGCACAUCUGUUUUCUCAACCCAGCUCUCCCUUCCAUUAACCAUCACCAAUACCAGUUCAACCAGUAAUUUAUUAAUUUUUGUUUCUGACGGUUUUUUUGUUUUCCGAACAGAAAGAUGUAGCAUUUUACUCUGAAGGUACCACGGUGUGUGUGUUUUUGGGACUCUUUUUUAUUAUUAUUAUUAUUAUUUUUUUUUUUUAAAUAAUUAGGAGGAUGGUAUCUUAUGGGUUUGGUUUUCAUGACUAUGUUCUCACUACCUGAGCACCUAUUUAAAGAAAACACUGAUUGGUUAAUGCUGAAACGGUUUCUCUGUUCCCUUCCGGUCCUCAUGUGGGUGGUUUAUAAAUCCCCCAGACGCGAGUCCUGUGAGAGGAUUGGGGUCAUGGAACAAUAUCCGAUAUAAAGUUUGGGUGCCAAUUUCUUGUCUCAGGGCUUUUGGAAUAACGCCCCUUAGCGAGGUGGCCUACUGUGAGCACGUGUUUGUCUGCAGUGUUUAUAGUUUCUUAUACAAGUUGCAAUAAUAUCUAUAAUUAUAUUUUAAAACUGCUUACAUGUUAUGGCUGUUAUUUAUGGUUGUUUUUUCGCAAAAUAUUGGAUAUGAAACUUUUGUAAUAGCUAAAGAUAAUAAAGUUUUUUGUGCAAUGA
Messenger RNA from Neoarius graeffei (lesser salmon catfish), 3300 nucleotides. It is a transcript of the gene tm7sf3, whose product is annotated as transmembrane 7 superfamily member 3. Lineage: Eukaryota; Metazoa; Chordata; Actinopteri; Siluriformes; Ariidae. The coding region runs from base 199 to 1887 and encodes 562 amino acids. The transcript has 12 exons. The record is from RefSeq and is a predicted model, not a curated record.